UCCCGACUGGCCCCGUUAGCCGACUAAGCAGACAAAACUGCGCCGGCACUCUUGUUGUGCCACACACCGCAGUGCGUUGGACCCGUAGGAAGUUACGCUCGGGGGCAUUUCGGUCAGUGGGACGCGAGGGGACGAAGCGCUGGACCGCGCUGCUGUCCAGAAGACCGUUGGACAGUCAAACGCAGGCCACUUCAGUCUAUGGGCUCUCAGUCCAGUUCUGGGAUGUCAGGUGGAAGGGGCUCUUCCAGUGGCAACCCAGCUGAGCAGCCCGAAGCAUCCGAACCGAACCAGAGCAGCAGCAACAGCAGCAGCAGCCGGGGCCGCAGGACGGCCGACGGACAGCAAGGAGACAGACAACCAGCAUCAGAGGAGGACGUGGACUUAGCUGAAGUGCUGGCUUACCUACUGAGGAGGGGCCAGGUCCGGCUGGUCCAUGGGAGCGGAGCCACUGGGCUGCAGCUGGUCCAGUCGUACUCUGACUCCGACGAGGACAGCGACGGAGCCUGGGACGGCCGGCUGGGCGACCGCUACAAUCCGCCAGUGGACGCCCAACCCGACACACACGAAGUGGACCAAAGUGAGAUCCGAACUCAGAUCCUGCUGGCCACCGGCUCCUUCACCGCCAAAGGCCGCCACAGUUUCACCCACAUGCUCACAGAGAGGAGGCAGGGCAGAUGUAGAGGCGCCAGUUUUUCUCAUGGAGAGUGCAGUCGUAUCCGCACACACUUUCUGCCAAACUAUGUAUCGCACAAGGAUACGUACCAGCAGAAAGCCUUCUGUGGAGUGUACAGCGAGGAUGGCAACAUGUUCCUCUCCGCCUGCCAAGACCAGAACAUCCGCCUGUACGACACAUCGAGGGGCCGCUUCCACUUAAGGAGAACGGUGAAGGCUCGCGACGUUGGCUGGAGCGUCCUGGACGUCUGCUUCACCCCUGACGCCCAAAAUGUGCUCUACUCCAGCUGGUCCGACUACAUUCACCUGUGCAGCAUCGAUGGAGACAGUGAAAACCACACCGCCUUGGACCUCAAUCCAGAUGAGAGGAGGUUCUGUGUGUUCUCACUGGCUGCGUCCACAGAUGGCAACGAGAUCCUGGGAGGAGCAAACGACGGCUGCCUUUAUGUCUUCGAUCUCGAGCAGAACAAGCGAACGCUGAAGAUUGAAGCCCACGAGGACGACGUGAAUGCGGUGGCGUUUGCCGACAGCUCGUCCCAGCUGCUCUUCUCUGGCAGUGACGACGCGCUGUGCAAGGUGUGGGACAGACGGACGCUGCGCGAGGACAGACCGCAGCCUGUCGGACAGCUGGCCGGCCACCGAGACGGCAUCACCUUCAUCCACAGCAAGGGUGACGCACGCUACCUGAUCAGCAACUCAAAGGACCAGUCUAUCAAGCUCUGGGACAUUAGGAAGUUCUCACCCAAAGAGGGCCUGGCGGCUUCCCGGGUGGCUGUCACGCAGCAAAACUGGGAUUACCGCUGGCAGCAGGUUCCCCAGAGAGCCCUGAAGAGACACAAGCUGACCGGCGACACCUCGGUGAUGACGUACCGCGGCCACGGCGUCCUGCACACCCUCGUCCGCAGCCGCUUCUCCCCCGAGUUCACCACCGGACAGAGGUUCAUCUACUCGGGCUGCUCCACCGGCAAAGUCGUCAUUUACGACGUCCUGACGGGCGCCGUGGUCUCCAGACUGUCGGGCCACGACGCGUGCGUGAGGGACGUCAGUUGGCACCCGUACGAGGACAACAUCGUCAGCAGCUCCUGGGACGGAGCGGUGCGAAUGUGGGAGCACCGACAGACUCACCCGCUAGAGGAGGAGAGAGAGCGGGACUGACAGCGGGGGAGGAAAGACCCUCCGGCCGCCACAGAAGAAGAGAGUCGAAGGAAAUCGGAUAUCAGAGAUGUCGGAUGAUGUGACUUCGCCACGGACGAGCAGAGGCUGCACGCUCACAAGGACGAAGAGACAAUUAACUAUUUUUUUAAUUCGAUGGUGGAUAAUAAUGAUUGCCGUUGUGGUGACGUGUUUAUUUGGAAGGCAUUAUAGCCUCGCGUUGUCAGGAACGGUAUGGGACGGCCUGCUCACGCUUGAUUUCUUUUUCUUUCUUUUUUUUGCCUCAAUGUUUUGCAAAAAAGGCAUCGGCGGAGCUUCUGAAUUUGGCCUGAAACACUUUGCGAGGAUGAGCUGGGAACGCUGAGCACUGCACUUACUUAAUGAGCUAUCGGAACGGAAUGAGGACUUAGUUGCAAGUCGAUGUUGGAUAUUGCAGGGAGAAUGUGGCGCUGAUGAUUCUGAAUAAAUGUAUAGUAUUUUAAUGGUA
This is a messenger RNA of Gasterosteus aculeatus aculeatus (three-spined stickleback), 2311 nucleotides long. RefSeq names its product ddb1 and cul4 associated factor 11 (gene dcaf11). Gene Ontology annotation, biological process: proteasome-mediated ubiquitin-dependent protein catabolic process. Gene Ontology annotation, cellular component: Cul4-RING E3 ubiquitin ligase complex. The record is from RefSeq and is a predicted model, not a curated record. Gene Ontology annotation, molecular function: protein binding. Lineage: Eukaryota; Metazoa; Chordata; Actinopteri; Perciformes; Gasterosteidae.